Messenger RNA from Microthlaspi erraticum, 321 nucleotides. The record is from the annotation of a GenBank genome assembly. Lineage: Eukaryota; Viridiplantae; Streptophyta; Magnoliopsida; Brassicales; Brassicaceae.
AUGGGACAUGAGGAGCAUGGAGGGACUUGGCACAUGGACGCAGCUCAACUGGAUACGCAAAGGAAGAAGGGAGAAGCCAUCUUGAAGACCAGCUCGACCGUCCACUCGACUCGACCGGCCAAGCUUCAACUCGAUCGAGCUGAGAAGUCAACAGCGAUUCUCCACAUGGAAGUGAUGGAAAUCGCUGGAAAAGAUCCACUAAGAGCUCCAAUAUCUCUUGCUCUAGAAAUAGAGCCUUUCACCUUGGGAAAGGGUUGGCUAGGCAUUGAGAAGCCCAAUAUCAAGAGAAGCCUUGAUACAAGGAGUUUUAAGAGCAGAUGA